AUGUCCCAAAAUCAUAGAGAACCACCUGGUGGAGCACAAACAGCGUACUCGCAUGAGAGAAGCAUGGCGAAAUCUGUUGAACCUACAGACCAGGCACAUUUGUACCACGCAUCUGAUGAAUUGGAUCAAAGAAACCUGGCUCCACAAGGCAGCAUCAGCCAAGCUAUCACUGCCACGAAUCAAGCAACAGGCAUAGACUGUAAAGCUGAUCCAGAAUUCAGUCUAGAUCCCAUUCAGCGUGCAUCCUCACAAAACACCAUUCGAAACCACUCGUUUUCAAAGAGUAAUAUCAAUCAAAGAUUGGCUCAAGACGAUAAUGAUACACUAUCCAGCUCAAUGCAAUCAACUGAGGUCAACAAAUCAAUCAAUGAUUGCAAAAAUUGCAUCAUUCGUAACAGAGACCGUAACCCAUUUGAUAGAAUUUCUUUUUGUAGCAAAUGCCAAUGCAAAUGGACCAACUUCUUACCCAACCGUCUUAAUACGGACAGCGACAAUGGCAGUGUAACUCACAUGCUGCAGGAUCGGCACAUACGGUUGACUCGCACUAUGGUUCAGGAGUUGGUUGAUGACUUUGGUUUUGGACCCAAUGUACAUGGCUACCGCCGUCAUCGUCUCAUCAAGCUAGCCUUCCCACUGGACAAGGUCAAGAAAGAGUGCAUUGGGGUUUUGUGUCGACUAUAUCAAGGAAAAGUAAAAGUGUGGAUUCCUGAACUUCAAAUGAUUGAAUGGCUCCCUGUUGGCACUCGAAGAAUUAAACUGAUGGAUUCUGAAGAAGAAAACGAUGCGGAAAGCGUUCUCAGAGGUUCCAUUCCUACUAUUGAUGAUAUAGAGCUACUCGCUGAUGGACAAGAUCUACAGGCGCGAAGAAGCUCUCAUAGAAAAAGAACCAGAUCGAAUUCAUCAACUCCAAAGAAGCCUCCAAACGCUCAGCACAAGCAAGAAGAAUCGACCAAAGCAAACACAGCAGACGGCCGCUUGGAUACUGCACCGCCUAUAAUCAACAGAGCGUACUUGACUACAGGCGCUUUCGCUACCAGAAAGGCUGUACACCAGCUCAAAGAUGACUAUGGCUUCAUUCCGAACCCCUUUGGUUAUGCUAAGAAUCAAGCUGUUCAAAUAUUAGACACCAAUUAUGGCAAGAGCAAGUCUUGGUACAAUGGAACAUUGGUGGAAAUGCGGCCAGGCUACGUCAAGGUUCACUACAACCAAUGGUCAGAGAUGUAUGAUGAGUGGCUCGUGGUUGGCAGUCGAAGAAUAAGGAUAGCUAAUGGUGCCGGUGCUGCUGUGGACGACAUGUUAUGCUCUGAUAAGCAGUUGAUGGUAAUAGCUGAGGAUCCUGAUGCCCAGCGUGAUGUAAAGAGAAAAAGGCGACCAUUGAAGUUGCAGCAAAAAAGACAGGAAAGCGCAACUCGUGGAUCUGAACAAAGCAGCCCAAGACCCAUCACAUCAAGACGAAUUGCUCAGUUAAAGGCAGCAGAAGCUGAGAAGUUUGUGCCCAAUGUCUAUGGCUAUUAUCACAUGCAACAUGUAAAUGUCCUGUAUCAUGACAAGAGAUACUACGAAGCACGAAUUGUUGGUAUACAAAAGAACAAAGUCAAGGUACACUACUGUGGCUGGACUGACGACUUUGAUGAGCUGAUCCCCAAUGGCAGCCAGCGGCUACAAGUAGUCGACGCUGUGGAAUGCGUUGAGCCUGAACGAGACAAGCACAUGUCACUCGUCAAACACAAUGAGGAAGCCACAUCCUUCAGUGUUCCCCGAGCGAUGGAAGCCCAAGAAGCCAUUAAACUGGAUUCCAACGAGCAAUUAACUAAUGAGGAAGAAGAAAUUAUCAUAGUAGACGAUGCAAUGGUGAAAGACGUAAUAAUUAAAGCAAACGCAUCUAAAGUGAACUGUAACCACUGCAAAACCACCAUCCAAGACUUGAGAUACUACUGCACGUACUGUGAGGCUUCUUCCUCGACUGGCAAUGGUACUAACACUGAGAGCUUUCAGCUUUGCGUUGUCUGCUUUGGCCACGGAUUUCCAGACUGGCAUCCACAUCCUCGUUCUGGCUUUGCAAUUCAAACUAUUGCUGAUAGCCCAAAGCAACUUCAAGACAGUCAUUUGUUGUCAUCAUCCAUGUGGGAAGAGGAUAUCAUGGAGGUACAAGACGAGUGCAUGGAUGAAGCCGCUGUUUCUCUAGGAACAAGUAAAAUAUUCACUGGUGUGGAUGAUAUCGCGAUGCAAGACAAGCAUGGCUACCUGUUUCUUCAAAAGUGGAGCAACAGAAAGAUCUGCGGCUUUUGCAACGAUGAUGAUGACAACUCGCAAGAGCUCGGUUCAUUUGUGGGCCCAUUUGUGUCCAUUACGACAAAGUUGGGGCAAGAAAAGAAGCGUACUUUCUGGGUUCAUGAUGCGUGUGCUAGGUAUUCUCCAGAGGUCAGAUUUUCUGUCGUAGACGGUAAAUGGUACAAUGUCACUCGUGCUCUCAAACGAGGCCGAAGCAUGCGUUGUUUUGCUUGCAAAGAAAAGGGUGCUACUAUCGGCUGCUUUGACUCACGAUGCUCCAAGAGCUUUCAUCUGUCUUGCACCAACAAACCGGUCAACAAUUUUAGGAAUGGAGUCAUUUUUUGGUGCCAUAUCCACGAAGCAGCUCAUGGAAAGAAAGAUGCUUAUAUCAAUGUCUUUCAUUGUGAUGGUUGCAUUAAAAAGUUUUCCAACGAUGAAACAUGGUUUACCUGUGGACAGUGCUCUUUAGACAAUUACUUUUCCUCAUUUGACCUGUGCAAGGAGUGUUAUACUAAAGACGAUGUGAUUAGAAAGCACCAGCAUGACAGAUCUGCUUACAACGAAACAUCUUAUUCACAGAUGGAACGAGCAGAAGCACUCGAGAAAACCAAGAAAGAAGAUGGCAAGUACAAUGUUAAAAAGACACCGCUAUUUUCCCGGCGUUCUCGGAAGCUUCAAAGCGGAUCGACACCUACCUCUUGCUGUUACUGCGGUACAUUGGAAGCGGACACUUGGCGAAAGGGAUACGAUGGAGGCAUCCUCAUGUGCGACACAUGCUUUGGCAUGAUUUACGACAAGGAGCGGCCUACAGAAGGCACUAGCGAAGGAUCAGUUGCCAUUGAAAACUAUGUUGCCUCUAUAGAGGAUUACUCUCACAAGCCUUAUUUCACUCGAGACACAGUAUCAAUGAACAAAUCUUUGGUUGGAUCUCGGCUGACAAGCUAUGGACCUCAAUCAAACCAGCUCUUUUCACUCGCGUUUGAUUCAACUUAUUUUGAUAUUCCUGGAAGAGCACCUCGUUGGGCUACUCACUCUGGAACUGACUAUCAUGGAACAUGGCUACCACAGACGGUGCGCAGGGCCCUGCUGAAAUACACAAAGAGAGAUGAGCGAAUACUGUCCAAUUUCUUAGGCAGAGGAACCGAUGCGAUUGAAUGCUUCUUAUUACAGAGAAAAUGCUGUGGCGUUGACAUCAAUCCGGUUGCCGUUGCGUUGUCCCAGCGUAACUGUUGUUUUGAAGUUCCAGCAGAAUUGACAUUUGCUGAAUACAGGCCCAUCAUUGCACUAGCAGACGCUCGCCAGUUGAAUGGAACUUUGUUUGGCAAUGAAUCAUAUCACCAUAUAUUGUCACAUCCGCCCUACAAAGACUGCGUGGCGUACUCUACACAUUUGGAGGGGGAUCUUUCUCGUUUUACUCGACUGGAAGACUUCAAGACAGAAUAUACGCGAGUUGUCCAAGAGAGCUAUAGAUUGCUCAAGAUGGAUCGAAGAUUGACCUUGGGCAUUGGAGACAAUAGAGAGCAUUGCUUUUAUGUACCGGUUGGAUUUCAUCUAAUGCGAUUGUAUAUUGAUCAAGGAUUUGAACUAGAGGAGUUGAUUGUUAAAAGACAGAGAUACUGCUCUGCCUACGGUCUUGGCACGUAUUUAUGCGUUCAAUUCGAUUUUUUGAUAUUCACGCAUGAGUUUAUUGCUACGUUUAGAAAGGUACCUCAGCAACAGGUGGACAAAAUGCCUUUGAUGCAAGAGGGUCCCAAUACGGCCAAUAAACCACCCUUUACUACUACUUUAUAUGGCAUUCCUCAUUCUGCUAUCGCGAGGAACAGCAGAGUCAUGGGCACAGUGUGGACAUUCAAACUAUCACACCAAUAUACAUUUCAACUAUUGUGUAUCAGUCGAAUGAUUGAAAGAUUUGGUCAAGACGACUGCAAUUGGCUGCAUGUUGAAUUGACAAUCGACUUGACAACACAGGAACAUCAUCAACAACAGCAGAAAUCAAGGCCUCAUGCUGACAAACUGCCAACCUCUUGUACGUCUAGUGCUCUAGAAGUCGAUGAAAUCUCGGAAUAUGAACAGGAAAGGCAAAGAAAGAUCCAAGAAAACAAGGAAGCACUACUCAAACUGGGCCUCAUUUCUGAUCUAAGUCAAGAUUCCGUGGUCAAUGACGGCAUUUACUGUGAUGCCAUGUUAAGCAAGAGGCCAUACCCUCAUGCUAAUCUGGUAGUCAUGGUAACAGGCCAUAUCGAGAACUUGCUUCCAAAUCAAAUCGACCUGUAUCGUAAAUCAAUUAUACAGCUUGCUCAAGAUGCUACGCACCAAUUGGCGAUAAAAGGUAUUCUGGUCGUUGGAACAAAAGAUGUUCGAGAUCAAAUCAGCGGAAAACUAUGGCCUGUUUCGAUGUUGGUCUUAGAAGACGUAGAGAGGAUCAGCAAUGGACUACUGAAGCUGAAAGAGAUGGUGAUUACCGUACCCGAAGGAUAUGCCAAGGACAAAGACGCAUUUGCAGCUGAGGUACACGGGGAAAAAGAGCAAUCAGAGCAUUUGCCAAUUGUUCAUGCAAUAUAUUUUGUUUUCCAAAAACAAUAA
Molecule: messenger RNA, 4854 nt
Organism: Mucor velutinosus
Lineage: Eukaryota; Fungi; Mucoromycota; Mucoromycetes; Mucorales; Mucoraceae
Exons: 19
Coding region: 1-4854 (1617 amino acids)
Biological process (GO): positive regulation of transcription by RNA polymerase II
Cellular component (GO): MLL3/4 complex
Molecular function (GO): transcription coactivator activity; histone binding; histone H3K4 methyltransferase activity
Source: RefSeq, a predicted model, not a curated record